Molecule: messenger RNA, 980 nt
Organism: Oreochromis aureus
Lineage: Eukaryota; Metazoa; Chordata; Actinopteri; Cichliformes; Cichlidae
Gene: u2af1
Product: U2 small nuclear RNA auxiliary factor 1
Exons: 8
Coding region: 72-788 (238 amino acids)
Biological process (GO): mRNA splicing, via spliceosome
Cellular component (GO): U2AF complex; spliceosomal complex
Molecular function (GO): pre-mRNA 3'-splice site binding; metal ion binding
Source: RefSeq, a predicted model, not a curated record
ACAGAGGUUAGGCUUUUACUUUGGAGGCCCUUUACCGGAAAUACAAUUGUUGACGCUACAAGCGAGCCAAGAUGGCGGAGUACCUAGCAUCCAUUUUUGGGACAGAAAAAGAUAAGGUGAACUGCUCUUUUUAUUUUAAAAUUGGUGCCUGCCGACAUGGUGACCGCUGCUCCAGAUUACACAAUAAGCCGACAUUUAGCCAGACGAUUGCCCUCCUGAACAUUUACCGGAACCCCCAGAACAGCGCCCAGUCUGUGGACGGCCUGACCUGUACCAUCAGCGACACGGAGAUGCAGGAGCACUAUGAUGAGUUCUUUGAGGAGGUGUUCACAGAGAUGGAAGAAAAGUACGGUGAAGUGGAGGAAAUGAACGUAUGUGACAACCUCGGUGACCACCUAGUUGGAAACGUGUAUGUGAAGUUUCGUAAAGAGGAGGACGCCGAGAAGGCUGUGAUAGACCUAAACAAUCGGUGGUUUAAUGGACAGCCCAUCCACGCUGAGCUGUCUCCUGUCACAGACUUUAGAGAAGCCUGCUGUCGCCAGUAUGAGAUCGGGGAAUGCACUCGUGGUGGUUUCUGUAACUUCAUGCAUCUGAAACCCAUUUCACGUGAGCUGAGGAGAGAGCUCUACGGCCGUCGAAGGAAGAGCCGCAUCAGGUCUCGGUCUCGAUCAAGAGACAGGCGGUCUCGCUCGAGGGACAGGGACAGAGACAGGGACAGGGGUCGAGGAGGCGGCCGUGACCAUGAGAGACGUCGCUCCAGAGACAGAGAACGUUCGGGGCGAUUCUGAACUUCGAGCAGUGACUACUCACCUUCCCUGUGUUCAUCCCUGUCUUCUUUUUUUUAAGUUUGUACCCUUGCAGAUCUGUUUUGGGACUAACUGAAAGGUAGCUGUUUCGAAGAUGUGAAUCCACUGAGGAGUUUGGUUUUUCUUGAUUUCUGAAAAUGACUUUCACUUCAUUAAAUUUAAAUUUGUACCAAA